GCUCCCUGUGCCGUGCCCACAGUCAAGAUGGUGGCGGCCUGAGGUGAGGAAGAGGAAAGAGGAGGCCCGCUGAGGCGGCGGUUGAGGGGCGCCGCGGGGUCGCCUUUUCCAGGCCGGCCCCUCAUGCCCCGCCGCAGCCGCCUGGGAUGCUCCGCUCCAGCGGCUUCUUCCGCGGCGUCGAGUGCCCUUUCGGGCAGGGCUGCGGGAGGCCCUACUGCCACUUCCGACACCCGCCUGGAGCCCUUCACGACGCCCAGGUCCCGGCCCCAGCCCCGGCGCCUCUCCCCCGGCGAGGAAGAGCGGCAGCGUGCGGCUAUGACCCUUACAACCCAGAACUUCCUAAACCUGCGGCCCAGAGUAGCAAUGGUCUCUUGGAGGAGAUCCCCGAACCAGCGGCUGGCAUUCUGGAACUCGAACUGGUCAACAAAGCCAUCGAAGCAGCGAAGGAUGAAUACGAGCGCGACAGGAAGAAGUACCAGGAACUGCUGGAGACGGCAAAAGAGUACAGCUCGUCGGAGACUCCGUUACUCACUUCUGAGACUGAUGGGUUAGCCACAUCCAACACAUUCCCUUCUCUGGAAUAUACCCCAGGGAACUACGAUGCCUGUUGUAGCACUGACUACAACCCUACCCCUCUUACUGGGGCUGCUGUUAGUACAUCUAGCAAAUACACUUUGGAUACUUUCAGUCCUGCCAAGUCUAAAGGCAGCUCUCUGGAAUACGUGCCCACCAUAGUCUCCCAGCCCAAGAAAUAUAGCACUUCCUCUGGGAACAGGAAAUACGUCAUCGACAACUCCAAGCCCUCAACCGAUUUGGAGUAUGACCCCCUUUCCAAUUACUCCGCAAGGCUCUUGAGCAAAGCCAAAGAGCAGAAAGGGACCAAGCGCAAAAGAGGGGCUAACCAUGGGGAAGCCUAUUCUCCCUCGCUCAAGAAAUUCUGCGACUCAGCUAGCACCCCUGAACCGGUAGCCAGGUUCUCAGACUCGGAAGAAGAACGUGAAGCAGCUUGUGUCUCCCCUCCAAAAUCGAACUGUGGUGCGGAAAGCAAGCCCCCACAGAGGUUGGGAACCAACAAGAAAGGAACCCAGCAAGCAGGUACCAGUUCACGGGAAAUGAAAGAGACAGCUGUGCAGUAUGACAUGGAGGACAUUGAAAACCCUCUGGCAGCCCUUGUUGGAAAGUCCCCAAAAGAGGACCGCCCUAAGCUGUCAAAAGCACCUUCUGGUGAGGGUGGAAAAGAGGAAGAGAAGGGCAAAGGGGUGCCAAAAGACAAACUGAAGAAGAAAACGGCUGAGGGCUAUAAGACAGAGAGAAAGAAAGACCAUGGCAAAGAUAGCCACAAGGAGAAGGUGGAAGUGAAGACAAACCACAGAAAUGGGGAGAGGAUGAAAGAGAAACACAGCAAACGCCAAGUCGAUGGGCAGAACAAGGAGCACGGCAAACUGAAAUCUCCAGAAGAGAUCAGGGGUAAGGAGGAGAGCCUGGUCAAGAACAAAAAAACGAGCAAAAGUUCGGACAUUGAGAAAGUGGAAGGUGGUAAAAAAGCAAGCAAGCCUAAGUCUGCUGAUCCGAAAAGGAAGGCAGAGUCGUCUAAGACAGAACAGAAAGAUGGGAAGGGGAAGCGACCUUCUUCUGAGAAGCCCAAAGGGGGGCUGGCAAUCUCGGUGGCCAAAUGCAAGGGUAAACAGCGGGCUCUGAGCCAUGUUGACCUCUUUGGGGAUGAGAGCGGGGAUGAGGUACAGGAUGCUCAGCCCCCUCCUGUUGUGUUUCGCAAUGUGAGUUCGGACUCGGACGGGGACGGUGGCUGUUCCCCUUUGCCCCGAGGUAAUGGGGUGAUGGCCGCCAAGCGUCCCAAGUUGUCCAAGGCACCCCCUUCAUCAUCCUCCUCCUCUUCUUCCGAUGAUGUUGAUUACUCCAUCCUUGAGAGGGACCUGGACUUUGAAUCUGACCCAAUGGAGGAGUGCCUUCGGAUUUUUAAUGAGUCCACUGACGUCAAAACGGAAGACAAAGGCCGGCUUGGCAAACAGCCAUCAAAAGAGGAAGGGGUCGAGGAAAAGACAACCACACUCUUUCCUGGCCAGAGAAAAAGGAUCUCUCACGUUGCGAAGCAAGAUAGCACUGAAGCCCCAAGCAAGCCAGUGAUCCGCCCAUACCGACCCCCAACAGCUCAGGAAGUCUGCUACCAGAGGAUCCAACAAGCUCAGAAGCAGGCCAUGCAGCUAGCCCAGCAGCAAGCCCAGCAGCAACAGCAGCAACAGCAGCAAGCGCGCAUCCGACAGUUGCCUCCGACUCUCCAGAGACGCCCUUCCCUUGGGAUGCACAAAGGGGAGAAGAAACGGAUUGCCCACGUGUCUAAUGCAGUUUCUCCUGUGGCGGUGAAGUCUGCCCAGGGAAGUCUCAAGAAAACUCUUCCGCCUGGGAUCACUGUACCUUCCAACAGUGCCGACCCUGUGUCCUUGAAAGCUCGUACACUCACUGGCAUGGCAUCCAAAACAACAUCCACAAACACCCCGAAAAGGAUUGCUCAUGCUCCCACGCUGCAGAGUGCGACUUUAAAAAGGCCAGUCAUUCCCACAGAGUUUGGUGCAAAAGUCCCCACCAACAUCCGGCAGAGGUACCUCAACCUCUUCAUUGAUGAGUGCCUGAAGUCGUGCUCUUCACAGCAGGAAGCGUUUGACAAGGCUUUGUCGGAGGAGAAAGUGGCGUAUGAGCGGAGCACCAGCCGGAACAUCUACCUGAACGUGGCUGUGAACACCUUGAAGAAGCUGAGAAGCCUGCUUCCCAGUCCCUCACAAGAUGCUCACAAGGCCAGCAACCGGAAAGUGGUUUCUCACGAAGCCAUGCUGGGAGGGAAAUUGGCAGCCAAGACAAGCUUCUCCUUUAACCGCUCUACAUCUUUGCGGGUGGAAGACCUGACAGGGCCUACCUUGUACCGAAGACUCAAGGAGUAUCUCAUGACAGAGGACGAUCUGAAACUGCAUGGCUACCCCUUGCCGUGUUCUGAGAAACCAGGCCGUGCUGUUGUCUUCACUGUGGAAGAGAAGAAAACCCCGGAGAGUUCUUGCAGAAUUUGCUGCCGUUGCGGCACUGAGUACAUGGUGACACCAUCUGGGAACUGUGUCCGUAAAGAAGAAUGCGUCCACCACUGGGGGAAGUUACGCAAGCAGAGAGUUCCAGGUGGCUGGGAAACACAUUAUAACUGCUGUUCUGGAGCAGUGGGCUCUCCUGGCUGCCAAGUCGCAAAACAACACGUCCAUGAUGGCCGCAAAGAAAACCUGGAAGGUUUUGUCAAGACCUUUGAAAAACUGCCCAGCAGAGAUAGCUAUCCGGGCAUCUAUGCCUUAGACUGCGAAAUGUGUUACACCAAGCAGGGCCUGGAGCUGACACGAGUCACUGUGAUUGAUGCAGACUUAAAAGUAGUCUAUGACACCUUUGUCAAGCCAGACCACAAAGUUGUGGAUUACAACACCAGGUUUUCAGGUGUGACGGAAGCGGAUCUGGAAAAUACCUCCAUUAGCAUCCGGGAUGUCCAGGCUGUUCUUCUGAGCAUGUUCAGCACAGACACGAUCCUCAUCGGGCAUAGCUUGGAAAGCGAUUUGUUUGCACUGAAGCUCAUUCACUGCACGGUGGUAGACACGGCUAUCGUCUUCCCUCACCGUCUGGGACUGCCCUAUAAGCGUGCACUGCGCACCUUGAUGGCGGACUACCUCAAGCGCAUCAUCCAGGACAGCGUGGAGGGCCAUGACUCCAGUGAGGAUGCCCGGGCCUGUAUGGAGCUGAUGAUCUGGAAGAUCAAGGAAGACGCCAAAGUGAAGCGGUGACAGACACCCUGCUGUCCCUCUCCUUUCCCCAUCUGUUGGCACAGUGCAAUAAGACAAACUUCCGGAAGGAAGGUUACUCUCCAAACAGCAAGGCCCUUCCGGACUUUCCCCCUCAUCAGGAAUUGGGAGGAAGCUGCUGCUGCAGCUGUUUUUGGCUGGUGUAGCGACAGGUCACCUGUGCUCCCCAGGCACGCUACCAGGGUGAAACGCAUUCCGCUCCCUGCGAGGUUGGCCAGGAUGCUGCCCUUUCUAGCAAGAUUUGGAAAAGGGAGUAUUUGGAGGCAGACCUGUCUGAGAAAGCCGGAAUAAACCCCAGAGGCACUGAACUUGUUUCCUCCUUUCUCCCACCCCAUCCUAUUUAUGAAUUUUAAACUCUAGCUUCUAGUUUAGGUUCUUAAUUUAACUGGGCAUUGUGGCAGCUGGUGCAGGAGUCGGCUGUGGCAUUGUGGGCUGGGCAGAAGGGGGUUACGGCACGGUUGGUGGGGCAGGAAGGAUACGUGUGAGCUGCGAAUGGAUGAGAUAGGGCAGAGAAGAAGGUAACCAUAACAUAUCUUAUAUUUUCCAAUCUGCAGGGCGGCUGGCCUUCUCAAACAUCAGGGAUGCAUCUACACUGUGCAAAUAAUGAAAUCUGACACCAUGUUUAAGUGCUGGUGCUCCGGGGCAUUGAAGUUUUGCGAGGUCUUUUGCCUUUGCUGCCAAGAACUUCUGUUGCCUCGUAAACCUACAUAUCCCAGGAUCCUGUAGGAUGGGGCCAUGGCAGUUAAGGUGUCAAACUGCAUUUUUCUUACUGUGUAGAUGCACCCUAGGAGAUAAUACUCCUUUCUUGUGCCCCUGGCUUUCAUUGCCCAGGCUGGGGCAACAGAUCUGAGGUCAGUCCGGUGUGGAAAUCAAGGUGAAGUUCAGCCUUAAAGAGUAUCCUUCCCUUGAUACUACCAAAUAAUAUUUGCUGGCCUUCAAAAUUCCCAUUCCUUCAAAGUCGCCCUUACCUGACACGAGCAUAAAUGCAUUAUAUUAUUUAGAAAUGGAAUGUGUGAGGCCCUCGUUGACGGUUGCCUAUAAAACCAAGGUUGUUCUUUUUUAUUGCAGGCUCAUACCGGUUUAUAUUGCAUAGCUUCCCCUCUGCUAAAGAAUCAUGGGAGUUGUAGUUUAGUAAGAGAGCUCCCCAAGAAUUAAAAAACCUGGGAUAAGAGAACAAGCAUUAUGUUUAUAUUCUUUAUAAGUCUCUGCCUUGCUUCUCUGUUGUCUUUCUUAAGCAGAAGACACAGACACAGAAAGCCAGGUCUUUUCAUUUUGCAAGAAAAAUGCAGCGUUGGCGACCACCGUUUCCGCCUCUGUAGUUGCCCACUUUCCCCCGGCUGCGGUUCCCUUCUCGUUUUGUAAUAAAACUGUACAGUAGCAAAGUGGUGGACUUUGUACAUGCCCAACUGCAUACCAGGUUAACACUAUUUUGUAAAUGUUUCUUUUUUAAACAGCGAUAUUAAAAAAAAAAAAUCCUAACUGUUUUUCCAA
Sceloporus undulatus (fence lizard) is the source of this 5330-nucleotide messenger RNA. RefSeq names its product RNA exonuclease 1 homolog (gene REXO1). The record is from RefSeq and is a predicted model, not a curated record. The coding region runs from base 147 to 3821 and encodes 1224 amino acids. The transcript has 16 exons. Gene Ontology annotation, cellular component: nucleus. Gene Ontology annotation, molecular function: nucleic acid binding; exonuclease activity. NCBI's taxonomy places the organism in Eukaryota, Metazoa, Chordata, Lepidosauria, Squamata, Phrynosomatidae.